Messenger RNA from Fusarium mangiferae, 954 nucleotides. Its product is annotated as related to arylesterase/monooxygenase. The transcript has a single exon. Lineage: Eukaryota; Fungi; Ascomycota; Sordariomycetes; Hypocreales; Nectriaceae. The record is from RefSeq and is a predicted model, not a curated record. Bases 1 to 954 code for a protein of 317 amino acids. Gene Ontology annotation, molecular function: hydrolase activity.
AUGUCUCGUCUUCAGUACGACCCCGAGUUUUAUAAACUAGGUGCUACCAAGAUUGAAGCGCAGAGACACGUCUUCCCGGUGGGUGACGUGGAAAGUAGAAGAAAGCAAAUCGAGGAUUUCAUCCGUGGCCCAGACGGUCGACAGCCACUACCAGACAACGUCGAAAUGCUGGCCCAUUUGGCUGAGGCCUCAGAUGGAUUCAAAGUGAUAAUCCUGCACUUCCGACAAAAGAGCAGUCUCAGUGAGCAGCCCGGUCCUGGCAUCGUGCACAUUCAUGGGGGAGGAUAUACAGGCUCCAGUGCAAGUGACUAUUCCUCAACACUAGCAGCCUACGUCUCUGCUACGGGAGUCCCCAUGCUUUCAGUUGAAUACCGACUCGCUCCUGAACACCCGUUUCCCGUACCGUUGGAGGACUGUUGGUCUGCUUUACUCCACGUCCAGACAAAUGCCGCUGCGCUCGGCCUUGACCCGCACCGUAUCGCUAUCAUGGGUGAAAGCGCAGGUGGUGGCCUUGCUGCAGGCAUCGCCAUCCUCGCCAGGGACAGACAGUUAUCUCCCCCCCUAGCCAAGCAGAUACUUAUCUAUCCUAUGCUUGAUGAUCGUACUGACAGGGAUCUGACCGGCGGCCUUGCGAUCUUCGGGUACCAAGACGUUUUGACGGGCUGGAUGUCAUAUUUGGGAGACCUUUACAAAACCGACAAAGUACCGCCAGUUGCUGCACCAGCGCGUCUGGAGGUUUUCGAGGGCCUUGCUCCUCUGUACCUGGAUUGUGGUGGACUCGACAUGUUUCUCCGAGAGGAUGUUGCUUAUGCUCAGCGGUUUAUCGAGGCCGGUAUUCCUACUGAGCUUCACAUCUAUCAGGGUGUUCCGCACGCCUUUCAGCGGUUUGCACCUACUUCUUCUGUGGUGAAGAGGGCUUUCACCAACAGACUUGCGGCAUGCACAAGCUUUUGA